GCGGGCAUGGCAGAGGCGCGGCCGGGGCCGCCGACGGGGCUGCAGCUGAGCGCGCUGCCCGACCACUCGCCGCUGCUGCAGCCCAGCCUGGCCGAGCUGCGGCGCCGGGCGCGGGCGCUGGACGCUCUCCCCGCGCCGCCGCCGCUCCCCGACCCCUUUCUGCUGCGCUUCCUGCGCGCCCGGGACUUCGACCUCGACCAAGCCUGGCGGUUACUAAAAAACUAUUAUAAGUGGAGAGCAGAAUGUCCCGAAAUAAGUGCAGAUCUCCACCCCAGAAGUAUUCUUGGCCUUCUGAGGGCUGGCUACAUUGGAGUCCUGAGAGACAGAGACCCCACCGGCAGCAAAGUUCUCAUUUACAGAAUCGCACACUGGGACCCGAAAGUGUUUACAGUUUAUGAUGUAUUCCGUUUAAGUCUAAUCACAUCCGAGCUUAUUGUACAGGAGGUGGAGACCCAGCGGAACGGAAUCAAGGCUGUCUUUGAUCUGGAAGGCUGGCAUUUUUCUCAUGCUUUUCAAAUCACCCCAUCUGUGGCCAAGAAGAUUGCUGCUGUUCUUACAGAUUCCUUUCCAUUAAAAGUUCGUGGUAUCCAUUUGAUAAAUGAGCCAAUAAUUUUUCAUGCUGUCUUUUCCAUGAUUAAACCAUUCCUGACUGAAAAAAUUAAGGAACGGAUUCAUAUGCAUGGGACCAAUUUCAAACAAAGCUUACUUCAGCAUUUCCCAGACAUUCUUCCUCUGGAAUAUAGUGGCGAAGGAUUCUCCAUGGAGGAUGUUUGUCAAGAGUGGACAGAUUUUGUAAUGAAGUCUGAAAAUUAUCUCAGCAGUAUUUCACAGACCAUUCAAUGA
Molecule: messenger RNA, 843 nt
Organism: Eptesicus fuscus (big brown bat)
Lineage: Eukaryota; Metazoa; Chordata; Mammalia; Chiroptera; Vespertilionidae
Gene: TTPA
Product: alpha tocopherol transfer protein
Exons: 5
Coding region: 7-843 (278 amino acids)
Cellular component (GO): membrane
Molecular function (GO): phosphatidylinositol bisphosphate binding
Source: RefSeq, a predicted model, not a curated record